Molecule: messenger RNA, 1134 nt
Organism: Uranotaenia lowii
Lineage: Eukaryota; Metazoa; Arthropoda; Insecta; Diptera; Culicidae
Product: cystinosin homolog
Exons: 5
Coding region: 1-1092 (363 amino acids)
Biological process (GO): L-cystine transport
Cellular component (GO): lysosomal membrane
Molecular function (GO): L-cystine transmembrane transporter activity
Source: RefSeq, a predicted model, not a curated record
AUGGAAGUGGUUGCUAUUAUUCUAGGUUUGAUCUCAACAGUGAUCGCCAAUGCCGUUUCAGAUGCACCACUAAGAUUGUGGUUCGAUCAACAGGAUUUUACUAUCACUCUGAAAAGUCAUCUGAAUUUGUCGCUAUGGGUAGAAGGGUCCACUGAUAAAAAUGUGUCGAUACAAUUUCUAGCUAGUGAGCAGUCUUGCCUUGAAGUCGUACCGAACGGGGUCGAUAUUCGAGAAAACCGUUCGAUUGAAAAGGAAUUGGUUUCAGUGAGCGUUACCGGAAAUUGUCCAGGAAGAUACAUUCUGAAGGGCUCCGUGAAACCGAAAGACGCUGUUAACGAUGAUCGUCUAUUCGUUCGUUUGAAAGUUGCCCUCAAUAAACCACUGAUCUACAUCUCUUUGCUAAUAGGCUGGACCUAUACGGCUUGUUGGUCCUCUGGCUACUAUCCACAGAUAUGGCUUAACUACAGGAAAAAGAGCGUGGUGGGCUUGAGUUUUGACUUUCUUCACAUCAACAUUGAAUACUUCCGAAGGCAUCCUUACGGGUUAAAUCCGGUCAUUGGGAAUGAUGUUGGUUUUGCGGUUCACGCUUGUUUCGCAACCGGACUGACUAUUCUCCAAUGCUACAUCUACGAAAACGGUGGGAACACUGUCUCCAAUACUGCCAAAACAAUAAUCGGGACAUACUUCGUCAUCAUCGGCGUCACCUUGUGGGUGGCCCUUUUUGGAUCUUUCCACUGGUUGGAUUUUUUGUACGUCUUAAGCUACAUCAAGCUGUCCACUACCUUGGUGAAGUAUUUUCCACAAGCCUUCAUUAACUAUCGGAGAAAAAGUACCGAAGGAUUUUCCAUCAUGAAUCGAUUGCUGGAUAUUGCCGGCGGGCUUUUCGGAAUACUGCAAAUGGUCAUCAAUGCGUGGAAUUUCGGUGAUUGGCAUUCCAUUUUGGGAGAUCCGGUUAAAUUUGGCCUGGGGCUGUUCUCGAUUCUCUUCGAUUUGGUAUUUAUUGUUCAACAUUAUAUUCUAUACAGAAAGCCUCGCAAACCGAAGGUCAGCGAAACUGUCACUUUUCUGUACCACGACUCCGGUACGAAAUGAGCGAGUUUCAGAGUUUAUAACUAAAAACAUCCUUUCCAGUCG